Mus caroli (Ryukyu mouse) is the source of this 3594-nucleotide messenger RNA. The record is from RefSeq and is a predicted model, not a curated record. NCBI's taxonomy places the organism in Eukaryota, Metazoa, Chordata, Mammalia, Rodentia, Muridae.
CCGGGCUCCGCAGUUUGGACGUCGCUCUGUCUUGGCUUGUCUCGGCACGCGCUCCAUCAAGGUUCUCCAGGCUGCCCUGGUUGGUGCCUCUCUUUCUUCCCUGCACCCGUCCUACUAGAUUUUGGCAUUUACUUCACCACCACCCCCCCACUCCCAUCUGGGGAAGAUCAUUUGUUGAUACUCAGCUUGCUGAUGGCUACCCUGUGGAUUCUCAGUGUCAGACGACACUGAGGACACUGAGGAUGUCCGAAGAAUGAAAUGAGCAGAUGGAACUUUGAAGGCUGAGUCAACGGGCAGAAGGGAAUCUGGAGAUCGUCAAUGGCAGGAGAAAGAGCAACCAGAAGACCGAGAUGAAUUUUAACACUAUCCUAGAAGAGAUUCUUAUUAAAAGGUCCCAGCAGAAAAAGAAGACAUCACCCUUAAACUACAAAGAGAGACUUUUUGUACUUACAAAGUCCGUGUUGAGCUACUAUGAGGGUCGAGCGGAGAAGAAAUACAGAAAGGGCGUCAUUGACAUUUCAAAAAUCAAGUGUGUGGAGAUAGUGAAGAACGAUGAUGCUAUCAUUCCCUGUCAAAAUAAAUUUCCAUUCCAGGUUGUUCAUGAUGCUAACACACUUUAUAUUUUUGCACCUAGUCCACAAAGCAGGGACCGAUGGGUGAAGAAGUUAAAAGAAGAAAUAAAGAACAACAAUAAUAUCAUGAUUAAAUACCAUCCUAAAUUCUGGGCAGAUGGGAGUUACCAGUGUUGUAGACAAACAGAAAAACUAGCACCGGGAUGUGAAAAGUACAAUCUUUUUGAGAGUAGUAUAAGAAAGACCCUGCCUCCCGCGCCAGAAAUAAAGAAGAGAAGGCCUCCUCCACCAAUUCCCCCAGAGGAAGAAAAUACUGAAGAAAUCGUUGUAGCGAUGUAUGAUUUCCAAGCGACGGAAGCACAUGACCUCAGGUUAGAGAGAGGCCAAGAGUAUAUCAUCCUGGAGAAGAAUGACCUCCAUUGGUGGAGAGCAAGAGAUAAGCAUGGGAGUGAAGGAUAUAUCCCAAGUAAUUACGUCACAGGGAAGAAAUCCAACAACUUAGAUCAAUACGAGUGGUACUGCAGAAAUACCAACAGAAGCAAAGCAGAACAGCUCCUCAGAACGGAAGAUAAAGAAGGUGGUUUUAUGGUGAGAGACUCCAGUCAACCAGGCUUGUAUACAGUCUCCCUUUACACAAAGUUUGGGGGAGAAGGCUCAUCAGGUUUCAGGCAUUAUCACAUAAAGGAAACAGCAACAUCCCCAAAGAAGUAUUACCUGGCAGAGAAGCAUGCUUUCGGGUCCAUUCCUGAGAUCAUUGAAUAUCACAAGCACAAUGCGGCAGGGCUUGUCACCAGGCUGCGGUACCCGGUCAGUACAAAGGGGAAGAACGCUCCCACUACUGCCGGCUUCAGCUAUGAUAAGUGGGAGAUUAACCCAUCAGAGCUGACCUUUAUGAGAGAGUUGGGGAGUGGACUGUUUGGAGUGGUGAGGCUUGGCAAGUGGCGGGCCCAGUACAAAGUAGCCAUCAAAGCUAUCCGGGAAGGUGCCAUGUGUGAAGAGGAUUUCAUAGAGGAAGCUAAAGUCAUGAUGAAGCUGACACACCCCAAGCUGGUACAGCUCUAUGGUGUAUGCACCCAGCAGAAGCCCAUCUACAUCGUUACUGAGUUCAUGGAAAGGGGCUGCCUUCUGAAUUUCCUCCGGCAAAGACAAGGCCAUUUCAGCAGAGACAUGCUGCUAAGCAUGUGUCAAGAUGUCUGUGAAGGGAUGGAGUACCUGGAGAGAAACAGCUUCAUCCACAGAGACCUAGUGAGUAACCAGAGUCCUCCUGGCCUCCCACUGCUGUGGCUUCCUACACCCUGGCUGGAUCCCAUUGUCCCGUUGGGUUACACAGAGAGCUUUUGUUGUAUUACUUGCCUGUUUUUGUCCUUAGCAAGAUUUCAUUAUUUUCAAACUUGGUAAAUUUCAAUCACUUGAUAAUUUCUAAGGAAAAGACCUUUAUUAAAUCUAAUAGUGUACAGACUUAUUAUCUCCAAGCAAGUUUCCGUGAAUUAAUUAUUUGAGUUCUGGGAGAUUCCCAGGAGAUAGCUCGUUGGAGCAGACUUAUUUGAUGUCAUUGUGUUAUAGAUAAGAGUGUUAGCUUUGGGGGAAGUGAAAGAGGCUUGCCUAUUGUGAGAAAUGGGGAAGUUAGGCUUAGCCUUGACCUUCAGACCAAGUCUCCAGCUCUUUCUGCUUUAAGUGCUGAACAGAAACUACCAGAGAAAUCCUGAGCUCAACUAAGAGGGAAUUCUGGGAGUUUUCAUUCCUUCUGAUAAUAAUAGGAAGAAAAAUUAAAAAACAAUCCAACCCAGUUCUAAAGGGCUGUGGUGGAGAGGUUUCUCAGUUUUCCUCCUCUUCCCUCUGAUUUUCUUUCCCUCCCCUGCCAUUCUUCACAGUUAACACCACUGUAACAAAUAAUACUGUAACCAUAACAAGCAACACUGUGACUGUAACAAGUGACACUGCAACUGUAACAAGCAACACUGUAACUGUAACAAGCAACACUGUGACUGUAACAAGUGACACUACAACUGUAACAAGUGACACUGAGACUGUAAUAAGCAACACUAUGACUGUAACAAGCAGCACUACGACUGUAACAAGUGACACUGUAACCAUAACAAGCAACACUGUAACUGUAACAAGCAACACUGUGACUGUAACAAGUGACACUGCGACUGUAAUAAGCAACACUAUGACUGUAACAAGCAGCACUAUGACUGUAACAAGCAACACUGUGACUGUAACAAGUGACACUGCAACUGUAACAAGUGACACUGCAACUGUAACAAGCAACACUGUAACAAGCAACACUGUGACUGUAACAAGCAACACUGUGACUGUAACAAGUGACACUGUGACUGUAACAAGCAGCACUAUGACUGUAACAAGCAACACUGUGACUGUAACAAGCAACACUGUGACUGUAACAAGUGACACUGCCACUGUAACAAGCAACACUAUGACUGUAACAAGCAGCACUAUGACUGUAACAAGCAACACUGUGACUGUAACAAGUGACACUGCGACUGUAAUAAGUGACACUAUGACUGUAACAAGCAGCACUAUGACUGUAACAAGCAACACUGUGACUGUUACAAGCAACACUGUAACUGUAACAAGUAACCAUCUACCUUGAUCAGUCUACCAAACCACCAGGAUUCGCAUUGUGUCCACCCUCCUUUAGCCUUAGCUGCCUUGUGAUAGAGCUUGGAUCUGUUUCCUUGGAGCAGGAGCAGCAGGGUGCUUUGUUGUAACCUCACCUGACAUAGGCCUUACUUUUGUACUGUAAGCUCCUUUGAUAAGGAAGUGAAUAUUAUUCCUAUCUGCAAAGGAAGUGAGUAGAACUGGAUAAAAUAUCAUCAGGUGCUGGGGAGAUGGAGGAGUUUGGACCCAGAACUUACCUUUAGAGUCAGGACUGUAACUCCGAUGUCAUUUCUAGAUUUAAAGCAUAGUAACAAUUGAGGAUUUGGCAAGGUGACUUGAUCUCCUCGGUGUGUUGUGGGGCUAGUCCUAGUCCAUUCUGAAAAUUGGAUCUGCAAUGUGC